UGCAUGCUAAAAAUAAUUGCAAUUAUAGGUUGCUCAGUUUGUGUAAGUUGAGUAACUAUUGACUAUAUUGAUUUUAUUUCAGAAUAAUCAUUAGCCAAAACCAUUUUAAAUUCAUUACACAUCUUCAAUUCAUAAUGCUUGCUUAAACCCUAAUUGACUGCUAUGUUUCACGAGAUAAUAUACUUUGCUAGCUUAGUUGGAGUGAAUUAAUCCAUUGGGUAGAUGCUAUCAAUUUGGCCUGCAUUAUUUAUUUACCCUCCUUGUGUACCACAUUAGAUUAUUAAGUGGGUGACGCAAAAUACAAAAUGCUGAAACAUUUGGUUAAGUUUAGAAAUAUUCUAUAUGGUGAAAAAGUUCACUGGGUGGGGUUAGGUAAAAUAAUUAAGGGGAUUAAUGUAAUUUCAUAACACUAUUUCUUGAUCUCUCUAUAUAAACAUCUUAGUUGAGACUAUUAUUAUUAUCAAAACCACAGAACAUAUACUUUAAAAAAAAAAACUAAUUAGAGAAUGGCACUGGAUGGUGUUUUAACUAGAGAUUUUGACGUUGAGUCUCCGGUGGACAAAUUCUUUAAAGCUUUCCUCGAGAUCUCGAAUCUGCCUGUUGAAGACAACGCGACGGCCGUGGUGACUAUGGACGAUGGGAAUUUGGAGGAGAGAAAGGUUAAGAUAAAAAUAAGCAGCGUUGAUAUCUCGAAGUGCUACAAGAAGCUAGAAGGAAUCAUCACCGUUACUCCUAAGAAUAAAGGUGGUAGCCACGUGAUAUGGACCGUCGAGUACGAGAAGACCCGUCCUGAGAUCGAAGACCCGCACUCCAUCAUCGACACUUCUAUCAAGUACUUUCAAGGAAUCGAUGCAAUUCUUGUUAAGGAGAGGGAUGAGAAAAUUGUUAAGGAGAUCUGGAGAUGUCCGAGGAACUUUUUAAAUUUAUUCGUAGAUCCAUAAUUAAGUCCAAUAAGGUCCUCAGAUGAUUCAGACACCAUACCCCAGGGUAAGACUUAUUUCUGGAUCUACGUAGUUUUAUAUAUCUAAGCUUACUGCAAUAGUUAUCAUUUAAUAAUCGAUGUCAUUUACGAUGUGUUUUUUUU
Messenger RNA from Arabidopsis lyrata subsp. lyrata, 1084 nucleotides. RefSeq lists its product as uncharacterized. Gene Ontology annotation, biological process: defense response. Lineage: Eukaryota; Viridiplantae; Streptophyta; Magnoliopsida; Brassicales; Brassicaceae. The record is from RefSeq and is a predicted model, not a curated record. The coding region runs from base 507 to 941 and encodes 144 amino acids. The transcript has 2 exons.